Hyaloperonospora brassicae is the source of this 1890-nucleotide messenger RNA. NCBI's taxonomy places the organism in Eukaryota, Oomycota, Peronosporomycetes, Peronosporales, Peronosporaceae. The record is from the annotation of a GenBank genome assembly.
AUGACUGCGCCCGAGUCGCCUUCACAAGUGCCUCCGCGUCCCCCGCCGCUGCUCCGCCGCCACGACGCGCCCCCACACGUCCACUCGCCGCCGGUCGCGCAGUUUGGCGCUGUCGCCACGCGCGCCGACGUGCGCGCGCAGCUGCGCGCGCGCUACGGCCGCCCAGCGCCAUUCGUGACGGAACUGACGCUGCGCGUGGACACAGAGCUCGAACUGCUGCGGCGGCGCUGCUUUGCCCAGCGCAACGCCCAGUGGACGAACGCGACGCCCGAUCAGGUGGCGCUGCAGCCGCUGCCGUGCGGCACGUGGCGACGCGACGCCGCUCGAGCGCACGAUGGGGAGCACCGCAAGCGCCGCAAGACGGACAGCAAAGGGCUUCUCGAGACAGCUGCUGCUGCUGCAGUGGGAGGGGCAGUGGCCGCAGUGGGAGGGGCAGUGCUCGAGACGCCGGCGGAGAGCGACACGUUUGUGCGCGAGCGGCCGUGGCCGCCCCGGGAGUUUGCUGGCAAACCUGUGGCGAAACCCGCGCGGGGGAGAGGGGGAAAGCGCAAAGCGCUGCCGAUGGGUGCGGUGCUGGAGCCCGUUCCGCGCGUGGCCAAAGUGUGUCGCGCGUGUCGGACGCAGUCGACGCCGUUGUGGCGGACAGUGCCGUUGCACGAGAUGGACAGUGACGAUGCCGGUGCCGAUGCAGUGGGGACGGGUGCAGUGGCAUUGACGCCGAUCAAUGGGGGGCAGCGCGGGGGGCAGCUGACGAGUGGAAUAGCGGGAGACGACGGCACGCAGCCGCAAAAGGGGGCCGAAAGCGUGGCGCUGUGCCUCGCGUGCUACCUCAAGCUCGAACGAGCGGAUCUGUUUGCGAAGAAACGGACCGACAGGACGAGGGACGAGCGCCGGAAGCAGGAGCAAGCAGCGGCAGCUGCGCUGCAGGAGAAGAGGCGGCUGAAGCAACAGACGCAGUCGCUGAAGAAGCAGCAGCAGCAGCAGCAGUUGCAGGAGAAGAAACACAAGAAGCAGGACGGUGUGGGCGUGCAACUGGUGCUUGAUGAUGAAACAGUGGAUGAGCGUGUACCUGAAGCUGGUGCAGCUUCUGAUGCACAGAGCUUUGCGGUCGCGAAGGAGGAAGUCGAUGUUGCAACGGAGCCAUGGAAGGACAAGAAGAAGGACCGGAAGCAUAGUCACAAGGACAAGAAGAAGAAGAAGAAGCAUCGUCGCAAGGUCGAUGAGCUAGACGACCUGGAAAGCGAUGGCUUGACCCCGGUGCCAUCUCCUGCGCAGAUGAAUGGCCAUGUGUACGCAGAUCGAAGCCCGGAGGUAUACGCCAAUCCACCGGUUUCAGCGCUCGAGACGGACCGAGCGAGCUCGAAAAACCGACCUGCGGAUCCUGUGGCGGCUGAAGCAGAGUCAGAAGUGCCAGACGAUGUUCUCGACGAUCCUAAAGACGAAGCGGUAUCUGCUGCUACUGCAAGGUCAUCGUCCCGAAAGCGCAAGAGCGCCCAACGAACCGAGCCGGGUGUAUUGGCUGAAUCUCCCGUGUCUGCGCCUAAAAAGCGCAGCACGUCUUUGUCCAGGGCCUCACGCUUAAAACAGACACCUGCACGUGCAACGACGCCGGUGCCUAGUGUCGGUGCUGUAUCCCCGGCCGCUUCUGUGAAGAAACGAUUGCGCACGAAAAAAGAGUCGGCGCACGAGCGUGAGCUACGCGCUCUGGGCCAGUACUGCCCCGUCUGCAACGAAGUAUACGAGGACGACGAUCCGAACACAUUUGUCUGCUGCGACUCGUGCGAGCUCUGGGUGCACGGUGCCUGUGAUCCGACUCUGACACAGGAACUGAUUGCAGCUAUGGCGAACACGGACGACAAGUACGUUUGUCCUUUGUGUGCUGGGCGGUGA